CGCGUCGCCCGGGGUCCUUCCGUGAGCGUUGAUAUGAUUGGCCGGCAGAAAUCAACCCUCUUUUCCUCCCCGGCUGCUUGAAGACCUGCUGCCAUCAUGAAUGACACAGUAACUAUCCGGACCAGGAAGUUCAUGACCAACCGACUACUUCAGCGGAAACAAAUGGUCAUUGAUGUCCUUCACCCUGGGAAGGCAACAGUACCUAAGACAGAAAUUCGGGAAAAACUAGCCAAAAUGUACAAGACCACGCCAGAUGUCAUCUUUGUAUUUGGAUUCAGAACUCAUUUUGGUGGUGGCAAGACAACUGGCUUUGGCAUGAUUUACGAUUCCUUGGAUUACGCGAAGAAAAAUGAACCCAAACACAGGCUUGCAAGACAUGGCCUAUACGAGAAGAAAAAGACCUCAAGGAAACAGCGAAAGGAACGGAAGAACAGGAUGAAGAAAGUCAGGGGGACUGCAAAGGCCAAUGUUGGUGCUGGCAAAAAGAAAUGAAGUGUCUAGCAGUGAGCUGGAGAUUGGACAACAGAAGGAGUAAAGAUUCUGCAGUGACUGUAUCUGUGGUGAUUGUGCAGAUUUUUCGUGAAAGGAUUAAUAAACUAAAAACUUAUACGUG
Camelus dromedarius (Arabian camel) is the source of this 613-nucleotide messenger RNA. It is a transcript of the gene RPS24, whose product is annotated as ribosomal protein S24. Gene Ontology annotation, cellular component: ribosome. Gene Ontology annotation, molecular function: structural constituent of ribosome. Lineage: Eukaryota; Metazoa; Chordata; Mammalia; Artiodactyla; Camelidae. The transcript has 7 exons. Gene Ontology annotation, biological process: translation. Bases 97 to 492 code for a protein of 131 amino acids. The record is from RefSeq and is a predicted model, not a curated record.